CUCGCUACCCGCGGACUCCUUCAUUCAUUCCACCGGCUCGAGUCGAUCCGGCCUCAGGCGUUCGUCGCGGAGAUCGAUCGAUGGGAAUUAAAUAGACCUCGUCCCAUUGGCUUUUCCCCCUCUCACUCAACGGCAGUCGAACUUUCUCCUGACCGCCGCGUGCAACUCGAAAAAAUGGCGCCCAAGAAGGAUUCCAAACCUUCUGUUCCCAUACAGCCUGUUCCAGAGAAGCGCGGCUACGAGUUCUUUGGCCCUUACGGCGGCUUUGCGAUUAUUUUCGGUCUCCCUGUCCUUCUGUUCGCCUUCACUUUCCUGUGUAACGAUGUCUCCGGCUGCCCCGCGCCGUCAUUGCUCCACCCGUCUACUCUGACGCUCGACAAAUUGAAGCAGGAGGUUGGCUGGCCUGAGAGAGGUAUUCCGGCGCUUUACGAUACGGAGGUUUUGCUGUGGGUUCUGAGCUACUACCUGCUGCAGCUGGUGUUGUACGUGGUCCUACCAGGCCCGGUGGUGGAGGGCACCGAGUUGGCUUGCGGUGGAAGGCUCUGGUACAAAUUCAACGCCUUCCCUACUGCUGUACUCAUUCUGCUCGGCUUGGCUGCCGGCACUUACCUGGAUGGCGCGGACUUUGUUGUUUGGACGUUCCUUUGGGACAAGUAUCCGCAGGUCAUCGCCUCGAACUUGAUUAUUUGCUCGUCGCUGGCGAUUUUUGUCUAUAUCAAGAGUUUCUCCGUUCCCGCGCCCGGACAGCCCAACCCGGAGCUUCGGCAGCUAGCUCCAGGUGGACACUCCGGUAAUGUGCUCUACGAUUUCUUCAUUGGGCGCGAACUCAACCCCCGAGUAAAACUUCCAAUUCCGUUCGUCAGUGAGGCAUCCAGAACCGUCGACAUCAAGGUCUGGAUGGAAAUGCGCCCUGGUUUGCUGGGAUGGAUUAUCAUGAACCUGUCCAACAUUGCGCGACAGUACAGGACUUAUGGAUAUGUGACGGACUCCAUCGUCAUCUCAACCCUUUUCCAAGCUUUUUACGUUCUCGACGGGCUUUACAUGGAGCCUGCGCUUUUGACUACUAUGGAUGUGAUUAUGGAUGGCUUUGGGUACAUGCUUUCCUUCGGUGACCUCACUUGGGUUCCCUUCAUGUACAAUUUUCAAACCCGAUACCUGGCCAUGUUCCCAUAUGAACUAGGCCCGAAGGGUAUCGCACUCGUGCUGGCGCCGACGGCUGCAGGAUACAUGAUCUUCCGCGGAGCCAACAACCAGAAGAACCGCUUCCGUACAAACCCCAACGACCCGCGUGUCAAGGAGAUCAAGUACAUCGAGACCGCCGCAGGGUCCAAGCUGAUGACUUCCGGUUGGUGGGGAUUAGCUCGCCAUAUCAACUACCUCGGCGACUGGCUUAUGUCGUGGUCGUACUCCCUGCCCACCGGGAUCUCCGGGUUUGUGAUCCUCGAGAGCAUCAACCCUUCCACGGGCGAACUCGAAAAGCAAGCCGUGCAGACACCCGAGUCGCGCGGUUGGGGCCUUAUCUUCACUUAUUUCUUCCUGAUUUACUUUGGUGUCCUUCUCCUUCACCGUGAGCGACGUGACGAAGAAAAGUGCAAGAGAAAGUACGGCAAGGACUGGGACCGAUAUACUUCUCUUGUCCGCAGCCGUAUCAUUCCAGGGAUCUACUAAGGUCGCGUUCGAUCUAAAGUUCAAUUUAUGAUCUUUUGAUGUGUAUACUAUCUUAAUUUUUAAUCUAAUCGUCUCUUCAUUUGGCGACGGAGAAGCUUAUGUACAUGUUAUUAUAAUUAGUUGAGAUUGGAAACAAUCGUGAUCACUGAAUAUACAAAUUUCAGACAUCAAGCCUCGGUCUUUUUGAAGCACCGGGGCCAUGUCUUGGAUCUCCUGAAUCUCUCGAAUCUCUCAAACCAUCAGGCCUCUCUGGGCUUUCUGGAUCCGGUGGACUCCGUGG
Aspergillus versicolor CBS 583.65 is the source of this 1948-nucleotide messenger RNA. RefSeq names its product c-14 sterol reductase (gene erg24B). Gene Ontology annotation, biological process: ergosterol biosynthetic process. The transcript is spliced from 3 exons. Lineage: Eukaryota; Fungi; Ascomycota; Eurotiomycetes; Eurotiales; Aspergillaceae. The record is from RefSeq and is a predicted model, not a curated record. Gene Ontology annotation, cellular component: endoplasmic reticulum membrane. Gene Ontology annotation, molecular function: Delta14-sterol reductase activity. Bases 175 to 1668 code for a protein of 497 amino acids.